UUCUCACUUUGUGUCUAAUUUUUUCAGACUAAAAUGUAAAAAUCUCUCGAUGUAUUUAUAAUUUUCACUCUCUAAUUGUAAUAUUAGCGUAUAUAUAUAAUCGUUUCGAUGGCAGAUUCUGUUUGUUCUGAUAGAGAAGCAGAGGUAAGAUGUGUACCUCCACCUCGUAUGAUGCCGGAGAACCAGUUUUUCAACCAAGCCACUUUCAAUUUAGCCAUGAACCAGUACCGGGCCAUGGAGUUCCUUCAGCAGCAAAAACAGUACCAGAUUAAAGUGGAGCCAGAGAUGAGUUUUUACAACUGCCAAAACGAGGAGAGUGAAGAUGAAAGCAGUAGUGACAAAUCCGACCGCAACUCUCCCACUGCCUUGACAAUCGACGAACAACCGCCCUCCAUUGAUACCAACAGUACAAAGAAAACACAAAUAUGCAACGUGUGUGGCAAGAUCCUGUCUUCCCCAUCGUCCUAUUAUGUCCACAUGAAAAUGCACUCAGAGAACAAGCCGUUUGCCUGCACCAUGUGCGAGGCUAGUUUCUGCCGUAAGCCGUACUUGGAGGUGCACAUGCGCACGCACACAGGAGAGAGACCUUACCAAUGUGAGAUCUGCCAAAAACGCUUCACCCAGAAGAGCAGUCUCAACACGCACAAACGUGUACACACUGGCGAACGUCCAUACUCUUGCGAUAUUUGCAAUAAAAGAUUCGCUGUGAAGAGUUAUGUCAACACCCAUCGCCUCAGUCAUGUGGGGGAUCGUCCUUUGGCGUGUGACCGGUGUAGCGUUGUCUUCACCUCUAAGGUUCACUACACAGAACACAUGCGGACUCACGCAGCCAGACACAUGUUUGGCUGUAAUGUCUGCGGCCGCACCUUCGCCAAGGACAGCUACCUCAUCCGUCACCACAACAGGGUGCACCGUGGCGACGGAGCCGUACCCAUGGCUGUACCUGCGGAACUCAACAUGGCCGGGUUUGAUAUGAGAAUGAGAACCAAUGCAGAAGAAAUCAGGUUACAAGAUAUUUUUAGGAUGAAACCAAUGCAAGACCUCGGAAUCCCAGAUUACCUCAGAAUGAAUCCCGAGACGGAAAUAGUUCCAUCGGUGCAAUGCUUCAAAGUCAGAGAGAGUAUGGUCGAAGAGAAACCAGUUGUUGAAUGCUUCCGGGUGAAAAUCAAUCCUGAGAGGAAAGUUGCCGCAGAAUGAAAUAAUAUUGAUAAGCUAAAUGGAAACAUAGGGUUCUCAUUGUAGUUUAAAUGCUUGCUGGAGUGUCAAAAGUAAGUAAAUGGCUUAAGUGAAGAUGUACUUUAUACAGGAAAAGUAGUGUGUGCUAUCUUUCUUUUUUUAUAAUUUGGGAUCAGCUUGUUUUUUUUUUCUUUUUGUUCCAUAAGCUAGCUUACCAUUUAAUUUAUGUAGGCCCAUAGCUUCAAAGUUAUAUUUAGUUGAUUAUUUAUUUAGAGCUACUAAUACUGAUAUUUUAGUUUUAUACAGAAGAACAACAGUAAGAGAGUAAGGUAAAAGAUUCUAGUCAAAGCAACUAUUAGUUGUGUAAAACUAAUGACUGAUAAAUUACUCUAUACCAAUGUAUAUACUAUAUAUAAAUUUAGUGUUCGUAGUUAAUGUACUAACAGUAAGGGAAUUUAUUGUUGUAAUAUAUCUUAUGUAUAUUGUCAAAAAAUAUUUUUGUGGAAUGAAUACCGAUCAUUUUUAUUUUAGUAUAUAACUUUUGUUCACAAUGAAUAAUGACAGUCAAAGAGUUUUUAUCAUUUCAAUUUUUGUAUUUCCAUCGAGCCUAGUUAGAGUCAGUAAACUAAAAACUAAACUCAGGCAUAUAAUUCCUGAUUUUGCAAAAAAAAUUCUGUGACCGCAAUCAUUGACUUUUGGAUACUGAUGUUCCAUUAAUAGAGUUGACUCCCUCUAAUCCGAACACCUUUUAACCGGACUACACUCGACAAGAAGUGGAAAAUAUUUAAACGACUGUUCUUGUGGGAAAGAUUUCAGACCAGUGAUCACGUUUCUAAAUGUAAUGUUCUUGUAAGUAAAAUAUUUGGAUUAGUUCUCGAGUUAUUCCAAAUUUGUAGGGAUGUCGGUUUAGCCGGAAAACCCAUUAUCCGGACUUGCCCUUGGUCCUGAGUAGUCCGGAUAAGAGGGAGUCUACUGUAGUCCAGGGUGCAAUUGAGGCGUGCCCAUGUUUCUCAGGAACUUCCUAUUUUUGAUAUUUUGUGAAAUUUGUACUAAGAAAUCAGACGAGUUUCACUACAAAUAACUUCCUUGAUGGUGAAUUAAUUUUAAUAUUUCAACCCUUUAAGCCUCAUAGUCAUUAGAAACCAUAAACAACACAACUAAUCCAUUUAUGGCAGUAUAGUAAAAAAAAUGGUCAACAACUGUGCUUGACGAGGCAAUUUGGAACCAAUAAGGUUGAAUGUUAGGUUUGAAGUAAUAAUGUUAGGUUCGAUCAUUGCAUUCAUAAGAUGCUGGAAACAUUAAAAUAGGCUUAAUCAAAUUACCCUCUUGGUUUAAAGGGUUAAAGUCCAUAGUAAGCCUAGAAGCAGUUUCUAUUCAAACUUGAUUAUUGACACAUUUUGGAUUUUGUGCUUUAAUUUUAUACCAGUGAUGUACAAACUAUCAAAAUAUUCAAAGACCAUGCUGGCAAUUUAAAGUACUGUAUUGUUUUAUAUCAUGAAUUACUAUACAAAUGUGCUAGGGACUUAAGUGGUUAAGGUAAAGAUCAAUUUUACAGCAUGUUGUCGUAUGUUACUUUAUUUAGGAGUUUUUAUUUAAUAAAAUAUACCCUUUUAAGCUGAUUAGUCAAAUGGGAGAAAUUAUUUUUAAAUGCAAUCAGACCUAAAGGGUGGGGCAGCAUAACUUCCUUUUUUCAAAGCUUAAUAAAAUGUAUUGUAUGAGUCGGGCAAACUUUAUUUGGUUUUUACAAUGUAAGUAAACUCCUAAAGUUUUGUUUUACGUAGUUUUGAAGAGUAAAUCAUGCAGGUGUUGUCCCCCAUUCUAGAUACAUUGAGUAUACCGAUUUUUGACGAUUUCUAGUGUUUGCCAUCACCAUUUCAAGCAUAGCAGGCGUUAUGUUGGCAAUUUCUUCCUGGAUCUUGUUUUUUUUUAUCUUCAAGGGUCCUUGGGCUGUCCACAUAAACGUGGGACUUCAAAAUCCCCAUAGAAAAAGUCGCAAGAGGACAAAUCGGGAGAUUGAGCCGGCCAUUGCAAAUCGCCCCUGAUUGAAAUAAGGCGUUUUGACAGUUCCUGCUCAAUCACCAUCUUUUAUGGAUGGAAAUGUAGGUCAUCAUGGAGAAUUCUCGUUACAGAACGAUUGGAAAGUCCAAGUGGAGACUCAUGUUUGAGCGCACAAGACAAAAACCCGCUUCUGUUUGAGCGCGUGUCUUGGUGUUUGCAACAUUGAAGCUCUCACUGCCUCAAUGUUCUCAGGUGAACUAAUGGGACUCCAGUUUUUUCGUUUUGUUUCACUUGCAGUUUGUCUAAACGUAUUGAACCACAUAACAAAUGAUUUGCGAUCCGGUACAAGUGCCAACGGGGCUAAAUUAAACCGAUUCUGAAAGGCGCGCUGGGUUGCGAUCACUGAACAUCCAUUUGAAAAGUAGGCCUGAACGGCAAACGCACUCUCUUCACUGUUCUAACGCAUAAUGACGACUAAGGACAAAACUUUAUAGCUUCGCCUCUCGAACGAGACUGCUACCUCUUCGCUAUGACAUGGACAAACAAAACAGCACACAUUAAAAAAAGGAAGUUAUGCUGCCCCACCCUGUAUAAUGAUUAAGUAAAAAACUUAACAUUGUUAAUUAACGUUGCAUUUUCAAAUUCAUAAGGUACUUAACUAAUAGUAAAGAAAUACUCUUUAAGUAGAUUGAAAGCCUAACUACAACCCAUUUCCAGCUUGGAUGUUACCUCGGUUUUUAUUUGACUCUUUAAGCUCAUUUUGCCAGUCAUACUAACCGUAUUGUCAAUUUAAACAGCUUUGACUAAUAUCAAUAUCAGCUGUCUCUGCCGUUUACUGACCACUUUUUCCAUGCAUCAGCUCAUUAGCAGCGAUUAUGGUGGCUUUUCCUCCACUAGCUUGGAAUAAUUUUAGUUUCAAAGUUGCUCACUAGUUCAAGUGAUCAAGUUUAUUCAAGUCGCUACAAAUUCUACGGUUAGUACAGCUGGGAAUCAAACCGAUUAAGACGACGUGAAGUUGGUCAAACAGAUUGCAAAGUUUUAAAUCGCUUCUGUUAACAUUAAUGUGAUUGAUAUAGGGGAGCAAUUGGUCUAGUUGUAGAGUGCAGGACUUUGGUCCCCGAAGUCCCAGGUUCAAAUCCCACCAAAUCAAUUGGAUUUUAUUCCAGUGAUUUAAAAAAAAUUUAAUGCCCCUAGCCCUAGCCUGAAGUAAUGUGAAAAACAAUACUGGGCUUGGGCCUAGCAUCCUAGAACAGAAAAAAUAUAUUAUAUAAGCUAAAACAUCAAAGUCAUAUUCCCAAGCUUAUUUAUAGUUUGACUUGAAGUAACAAUAGUUAUUAUUUUGUGUAACUAGUGUGCGAAGUGGCACUUUACUACACAUGAGAGAAAUAUUUACGAACAAGCCGCAGGCAAUGUUGAAAGUUUCUCGAGUGCAGCAAAGGCACUUUGCACUUGCGUUACACAUUAUAUUUUUCCUACGGUUACUAUAAAGCAUAUAAAUAAUUAGUCUUUCAUACACUAUACAAAACGUUUUUAGGUUAGGUUAAAUCCAAGCGUUGAAAUACAUGUGAAACGCUGCACCUGACUUAUGUAUUUAAAAUUGUAUCCAAUAUAUUGUAUUUUAUAUAAGGAUUUAAAGUUCACAAAUAUUGUAAAAGCAAUCACUGUAAUCUACAAAAAUAAAAAAUGAGAAGAAUUUUCAAGAGAAUUGAUUUUAUGAGAUAUUUAGAUUAAUGUAAUAUAAUAUAUUCAAUACAACAUUUCAUCUUCUACAAAAUGGAAAUAACCAGUUCUUAAAAUUUACUCAUGCAAAUAUUACGAAAUAUUUGAAUUUGAUAAGCAAUUAGAUUUUGGUAUUAAGUAAUAUUAUAAUUAUUUAUGACUAUGUUGCCCGGUAAAAUGUAUUUAUUUUAUGGUAUAUAAUCUUGGGAUAAUUCUUUAUAUUAUUCUUACUAUUGCCAAAUACAGUAUGAGUUAAGACUCAUGAUAUUUUCUCUAGUCAAUAUUAAUAUUGUUGAAUUUUAGUUUCUUUAUUAUUAGUUUGUUAUUGAUGUUUAAGUUGUGUUGCUAUUUAACAUUUAUGCAUUAAAUAUAA
Macrosteles quadrilineatus (aster leafhopper) is the source of this 5266-nucleotide messenger RNA. RefSeq names its product zinc finger protein OZF-like. NCBI's taxonomy places the organism in Eukaryota, Metazoa, Arthropoda, Insecta, Hemiptera, Cicadellidae. Gene Ontology annotation, molecular function: RNA polymerase II cis-regulatory region sequence-specific DNA binding; DNA-binding transcription factor activity, RNA polymerase II-specific. The record is from RefSeq and is a predicted model, not a curated record. Bases 109 to 1197 code for a protein of 362 amino acids. The transcript has 7 exons. Gene Ontology annotation, cellular component: transcription regulator complex; PcG protein complex. Gene Ontology annotation, biological process: regulation of transcription by RNA polymerase II.